Molecule: messenger RNA, 1425 nt
Organism: Tachyglossus aculeatus (Australian echidna)
Lineage: Eukaryota; Metazoa; Chordata; Mammalia; Monotremata; Tachyglossidae
Gene: PNLIPRP1
Product: pancreatic lipase related protein 1
Exons: 12
Coding region: 1-1404 (467 amino acids)
Biological process (GO): lipid metabolic process
Molecular function (GO): protein binding; triacylglycerol lipase activity
Source: RefSeq, a predicted model, not a curated record
AUGCUGACGCUUUGGAUAGUUGCCCUUCUCCUGCUGGGCACCACCACAGGAAAACAAGUAUGCUUUGAGGAUAUCGGGUGCUUCACAGAUGAAAAGCCCUGGGCUGGCACCCUAGAGAGGCCACUCAAAGUUUUACCCUGGAGUCCUGAAAAGAUCAACACACGCUUUCUGCUCUACACCAAUGAAAACCCCAACAAUUUUCAAAUUCUUAUUCCAUCGGACCCAUCAACAAUCGAGGCUUCGAACUUCCAAACAGACCGAAAGACCCGUUUCAUCAUCCAUGGCUAUUUAGACAAAGGAGAAGAAAAUUGGUUGUCAGACAUGUGCAAGAACAUGUUCACGGUGGAGGAGGUCAACUGCAUCUGUGUGGACUGGAGGAAAGGCUCCCAAACGGAAUACACCCAGGCAGCGAACAACAUCCGGGUCGUGGGCUCUCAAAUGGCUCAUUUCAUUGAUGUCCUUUCUACCACCUUUGGAUAUUCUCCUUCUGAUGUCCACAUCAUCGGCCACAGUAUGGGAGCUCAUGCUGCCGGAGAGGCUGGAAGGAAGACAGAUGGCCUGGGGAGAAUCACUGGAUUGGAUCCGUCUGAACCUUGCUUCCAAGAUACUCCAGAGGAAGUACGACUAGAUCCUAGUGACGCCAAGUUUGUUGAUGUGAUUCACACGGAUUCCGCUCCCAUGAUCCCCAACAUGGGUUUGGGGAUGAGUCAGGCUGUGGGACACUUAGACUUUUACCCAAAUGGAGGAAAAGAGAUGCCGGGAUGUAAGAAGAAUAUCCUUUCCACGAUUGUGGAUAUAGAUGGACUUUGGCAAGGAUCUCGUGACUUUGUGGCCUGUAAUCACUUACGAAGCUACAAGUAUUAUUCUGAGAGCAUCAUCAACAAUGAUGGCUUUACUGCCUACCCCUGUGACUCCUACUUGACUUUUAAAUCCAAUAAGUGCUUCCCAUGUCCAAAUGGAGGAUGUCCUCAGAUGGGUCACUAUGCUGAUAAAUUUGCUGGAAAAAAUAAUGAAGAUGGCAAGAAGUUCUUUUUGAACACAGGAGAGGACAGUGAUUAUGCUCGUUGGAGAUAUGAAGUAAAUGCCACUCUGUCUGGGAGAAUGGUUACAGGACAGAUUAAAGUUGCUUUCUAUGGGAGGAAUGGAAACACAAGACAGUAUCACAUUUUCAGGGGAUUGCUCCUACCAGGUUCUACUCAUUCCAAUGAGUUUGAUGUCGAGCUUAAUGUUGGAACAAUUGAAAAAGUGAAAUUUCUUUGGAAUAACGACGUGAUAAAUCCAACCUUCCCUAAAGUGGGAGUGUCAAAGAUCUCGGUCCAAAAUGGAGAAGAUGGAGCAGUGCAUGAUUUCUGCAGCACCGAAACAGUGAGAGAAGAUGUUCUGCUCACACUCUUACCUUGUUAACUAGAAACCAAAAUCUUGCUG